This is a messenger RNA of Setaria italica (foxtail millet), 1223 nucleotides long. RefSeq lists its product as uncharacterized. Lineage: Eukaryota; Viridiplantae; Streptophyta; Magnoliopsida; Poales; Poaceae. Bases 122 to 943 code for a protein of 273 amino acids. The transcript has 4 exons. The record is from RefSeq and is a predicted model, not a curated record.
CCGAACGCGCUUGUUCGCCCGAGCCCCUCCCCUCCUCACAUUCGCUCCGCUCUCGUCCCCUUCUUCCUUCACCGACCCAACCUAACCAGAGGGCCGCGCCCGCACCCCUUUCCCCACCGACAUGGCCGCCGCCGCCGCUGCAGCUGCCGCCUUGUCCUCCUCCGAGGGAAUCGUCGGCGUGCCAGCAGCCCUCCCCCUCGACAAGGCGGCGGCGGCUUCGGCCUCUGGUAGCGGUGGCGACCGGGUGGUGGAUUGCGGGGUGUGCGCGAUUUGCCUCGAUAAGAUCGCGCUCCAGGAGACGGCCCUCGUCAAGGGAUGCGACCACGCCUACUGCGUAACAUGCAUUUUGAGGUGGGCAUCCUACAAGCAGACCCCUCUAUGCCCACAGUGCAAGCACCCAUUUGAAUUCCUCAGCGUGCACCGUUCUCUUGAUGGCUGCCUACAUGACUACCUGUUUGAGGAGAGCGUUUGCCUUCUCCUGAGGGCCGCUUGGUUUGAACCUCUGAUCGUAGAGCCUCAUGAAGAGGCUCUUGAAGAAGACGAGUUUUACCACCAGUACCAAUAUGAUGACGAUGAAGAUGAUCUUGACGAGGAAACUUAUUACAUGAGCAGGUCCCCAAGCUUUCGUAUUGGUAACAGGAGAUGGGGUGACAAUGGGUACAUCCGAGGAGGCAGGAGAGAGGCGAGGCCAGUGAAUAAUGAUGCGGCAGCUGGUCCAUCCAGGACCCCAAAGAAGAAGGAAAAGGCAGCAUCGACGUCAGGGUCAGGGUCUGGGUCAGUAUCCAAGGAUGUCGCUGGAAGGCGGGCGAAAAGGGCUCAGAAGCGAGAAGCUGCAGACAAGGCAGCUGCAGAGAAGCACCUGAAGCACCUGCAGAGGUUGGGACUCGCAAAAGCACCUGCACCUGAAGUGCCCGCAGAGGCUGGGCCUCAGGUGAACGAGUGAUUCACCAGCAGCCUCUGUACAUAAUGGUGCUGUUAAAGAAAACUGCAGCCCUUGGGCCACCAAAUAAUCUUCCUUUGUGAAGAGCUGGAGCGUGGCCUUGAAUCAUGGCAACCUCGCCUCAUUGUACAGUUGUACUAGUUUCUCAACACUCUUUAGAUCCAGCACUGAAAAUGCACUGCUGUCUGCACCACAGUUGCAGCUAUGUGGUUCUAUCUCACGCUGUAACUUUUUUACAUUCGGUUAUAUUAGAGGAUGCAAAUUGCUAGCUGUGCUGAUUUUA